Messenger RNA from Tarenaya hassleriana, 1969 nucleotides. RefSeq lists its product as uncharacterized. NCBI's taxonomy places the organism in Eukaryota, Viridiplantae, Streptophyta, Magnoliopsida, Brassicales, Cleomaceae. Bases 92 to 1969 code for a protein of 625 amino acids. The transcript is spliced from 3 exons. The record is from RefSeq and is a predicted model, not a curated record.
UCUUCAGCCCAAGUACACUCAACAGCUCUCAUGCAUUCGCCGGCCCGAUAUCGAUCGCAAUAAAUUUGAAUUCCAGCCGGCAUUCAUCAGUAUGCUCAGCUCAUCGGCAUUUAGGGGCAGACCUAAUGAAGAUCCAAUCCCCCACCUGACUCGAUUCAAACUGUUAUGCCAGUCUGUGAAGACGGUUCAAGGAGUCACCGAUGAGUCACUUAUGCUAAUGGCUUUUCCAUUCUCUCUAAUGGACGCUGCAUUAGAAUGGCUCUACACAUUGCCACCAGAUUCCAUAUUCUCUUGGGAUCAGAUGCAAGAGAAGUUCAUGCAGCGAUUCUUCCCUGCCAGCAAAACCCAGCUCGCGAAGCAACAUAUCAACUCUUUUAUGCAGGAACCUGAUGAAUCUUUGCGCGAGACUUGGGAUCGUUUUCUUGGAUAUCAGCGCCUCUGCCCUCAUCACGGUUUGGACAAAAGGUACCUUAUCUCCACUUUCUUGCAGGGUCUAAAGGAAGAUACUCGAGUCCUCAUUCGAGUUGCCUGUGGAGGAAGCCUCAAUGAGAAGUCUUUUGACUUCAUCGAACAACAAAUCACUAAGAUGGCUAACGAGUGCGCUCCUUCCCACGAAUUCGUCAGAAAUAUCGGUUUUAAAGACAACCGUACAGGUAAGGAAAAUCCAUCUGAGAUACAUGCUUUACGUGCAGAGCUUGCCAAACUUAGAAUGCAGGUAGAAAACGCCCAUCAAAUCACUGAUCUAGACGCACCACGAGACGAGUACGUGCAUGAGGAUGUCAACUACGUCGCCAACAAUCCGUACUCAAACACAUACAACCCAGGUUGGAGAAAUCAUCCAAAUUUCUCAUACAAGAACUCCUCCAAUGCUCUAAAUGCACAGCACAACAAUUUCGGUGGUUCAUCUAUCCCGGGUUCCUCUCAAGGAAAUCAAUCUCAACCCCGAAAUCCCUACCAGCAUCAGAAUCCAGCCCCUCAACACUACCGAGCUCCCCGUCAGCCUCAGCAAAACUUCGGUCUGCCUCCAUCUCAAUCACAGGGUCAAGAAGCCAUUCGCACCGAGAUGCGAGAACAUCAGCAGAAGACCGAUGCUCAUCUCAAACUAGUCGAUAACCAGAUAGCGCAACUUGCUGCCUCUGUCCCUUCGCGACCUCAGGGAUCACUCCCUGGGAACCCGGAAGUAAACUCCCGAGAGCACUGUAACGCUGUAUGCUUGCGCAGCGGCAAAGAGCUCGCUAACCCUAUCAUCACAUCUACGGAAAAAGGUCAGUGCUCUAACUCUGUCCCUACAUCUCUUCCUGACCCCAUAGUUGUUGAAAAAUCGACAGAGAUCUCGGGUGAUGAAGAACGCGGUGUAUACAUUCCACCACCGCCACGUCCGCCUCCAGUUCCUUUCCCUCAACGACUCAGGAAAACUAGAGAAGACACCCAAUUUGCUCGAUUUGCUGACAUGGUGCGUAAGUUGGAAAUUACUAUGCCGUUCCACGAGGUUAUCACUCAGAUGCCAUCCUAUGCUAAAUUCCUGAAAGACAUUCUCACAAAGAAGCGCGUCAUCGAGAAGGAAACCAUCACGCUUAAUCCCGAGUGCAGCGCCAUUCUUCAACACGAUCUGCCACCGAAAAUGUCGGAUCCAGGUAGUUUCUCGAUUCCCUGCAAACUAGGAAAUGUUUCUAUAGAUCGUGCUCUUUGUGAUUUAGGUGCCAGUGUAAGUCUCCUACCACUCUCCAUCUACAAGAAACUCAACGUUCGAGAACUUAAACCGACUCGCAUGGCUCUUCAACUAGCUGAUCGUUCUAUCAAAUACCCUCUGGGUAUUCUCAAGGACGUUCCGCUGAAAGUAGGCGAUUACUACGUACCGGUCGAUUUCGUUGUGCUUGACAUGGACGAAGACGCCAAAAUCCCGAUUAUUCUAGGGCGGCCAUUCUUAACACUGCAGAUGCCAUUGUCCACGUUCGGACCGGCCGACUGA